GAGCGCUUACGCCAUCAUGUGUAAAAUGAACGAAAGACGAUUGUAUACGACCGACCAAUAGGAAUCAGCAUGAAGAUAUUCGUUAAUCGAGCAGUGGGGAAAGGGAGUGACGAGUGACUACGAAUUACAAUUAGCGACACAACAAAUGAAAGCGUGACGUGAAUAGGCUGCUUUGCCAUACCGCGUCAGGAUAAUGUCGUUCGAGAAGAAAAACGUUGUCCGAUUGUAAAUCAGGGUCCAUAAAAGUCCCGUAAUUGAAUCCCGGCACUGUUUAAUCGCGCAGUUGCCAGAAAAUGGAAGCAGACUAUCAACCGACGCUAAGCCCGACACGAACUUUGACAGCAAUAGCUAAUGACGUCGAAGACCCAUACCCAAGUUUGUCAGAUUAUCAUGAUUAUGAGCCCAACUUGGAGUUCGAUGAUACCGAGUUACAAUCCACCUCAAAUAAUGCUGUACAGCUUUUAGAAGAAAAGUUGGAUUUGAUUAGCAGUGGUGCAGGUACUGGCAUAGAUUAUUUGGAGAGUCCAGUAAGCGAUGGGACAAUUGAAGAAAACUUUGAAGAAGCUUUAGUAGAUGCUCCAGUUAUCGAAUCUGCAGAGGAUCUUGCUGCACUGGACGGUGAACUUGCGGAUGAAGAAGAUUAUCUUGAUAUUGCAAGACAUGGCAUUGUAGAGGUGGUUGGUGAUGAUAGUGCUGGUCGUAAAAUAAUAGUAGUAUCUGCGUGUAAAUUACCUCCCGUAGGAAAAGAAACAUUUAAUCAUGCUAAACUCUUAAGGUAUCUCACGCAUACUUUAGACACCUUUGUAGAACAAGACUAUAGUUUAAUUUACUUUCACUAUGGUCUUACCUCGAAAAACAAACCACCAUUAUCUUGGUUAUGGCAAGCAUAUAAAGCUUUUGACAGAAAGUAUAAAAAGAAUUUAAAAGCUUUGUAUUUAGUUCAUCCAACCAACUUUAUUAGAAUUGUAUGGCAAAUAUUUAAGCCAGCCAUUAGUGCAAAGUUUGGUCGGAAGAUGAUGUAUGUCAAUUAUUUAGAAGAAUUAGCACAAUACAUUAAUCUUGAUCAGCUUAUUAUACCUCCUCAAGUAAUAGAACAUAAUGAACAGCUAAUGUUAAAGAACAAAAAAAAUUUACCAACAAGUCCACCUCAGAGUACGGUAACAACACCAGUUGGUACCACUCAAUUUGGAGCAAGUCUCCCUUUUAUUAAAGAAAAUAAUAAUGGUGACCCUAUACCAGCCAUAGUGCGGCAAUGUGUAGAAUUUCUUGAUACACCUGAUGCAUUAGAAACAGAAGGAAUAUUUAGAAGAUCAGCUAAUGUAGCAGUAAUUAAAGAACUUCAGAGUCGUUGUAAUCAAGGGUUACCUGUUGAUUUCCAAGGAGAUCCACAUAUAGCGGCAGUUCUUCUUAAAACGUUUCUUCGCGAAUUAGAUGAACCCCUUAUGACAUAUGAAUUAUAUGACGAAAUAACACAAUUUCAAGCUCUAUCAAAAGAUGAACGUCCAAGAAGGGUAAAAAUAUUAGUACUCGAAAAACUUCCGGAAGAUAAUUAUCAGCUCUUAAAAUAUAUUGUACAAUUUUUAUCUAGGGUAAUGGAUAGAUGUGACUUAAACAAAAUGACAUCAAGUAAUCUCGCUGUUGUAUUUGGUCCAAAUCUUGUCAGAGCUCCGCCAUCACGUGGAAUGUCGCUUUCCGCAAUAGGUCCCAUUAAUCAAUUCAUAGAUUUUUUAUUUAUUCAUCAAGAUAAAAUAUUUAUUAUUUAAAGAAAAAAUAUGCGUAGAACCGAAUACUAAAGGCCUAAUUUAAAACAGAAUUAGUACUUUCUAAUAUAUGUUUUAGAUCAGAAGUCCUAUAAAUUUGGCUGCCGAGUUUGAUAUUGUAUAAAUUUACAUAAAGCAACUUCGAAGAAAAUUUUAUAGGAUUUUUAAUGAAAAGUUCGACAAGUUUCUUGCGACUUUCAUCUUAUUGUUAGUGUACAAAACUAAGAAAUUUCAUUUAUCAGUUUUACCCGAGACCUUUCAUCUUAAUAUAUACAUAAAAAAUGUUAAAUCUCAUUUAUUAAUUCUACAUCUUCGGAGUCAUAUCAAACUUGUUGGAACUUAAAUAACGAACGUAACAAUUCGUGUGUAAUAUUAAUAUUUCAUUAUAACAUCCGUACUUUGUUGAUUAAAAUAUUUUUAUAUUCAAAUAUACAGAUAGAGAAAUAUUUGCAUACCUAAAUAAUGUCACAAAUAGCACUUAGUUAUACAGCUUGCACAAGAUUUUAGUAAAUUGAUACGAUAAUUUCAGAAUGAAAAUAUUAGGCACUGAAAUAACUCUGGAUACUUUAUAAUUUAAAAAUGUAUAAAGUUACGUGAAAAUUAAUGGUAUACCAAAGAUAUGUGAAAUUGUCAUACAAUUAUUAUAAAACGUAGGAUUAUUUAGGAAUAAAUAUUACAUAAUAACUUAUACUGGUAGAAGUAUGAUGUACAGGAUGCCUUGCUCGCAUAAUUUUAACUUAAAGAGAAAUGAACAUGACAAGAUUUAUAGAAAGUCAUAAUGAUUAUAUCUUGUUAUAGUUGAUUAGUAUAGCCAAAGCGAUAUACGGUAAUGAAUUAGUAAUUAUUAAUAGUAUGUGGCAUCCUUUGUAUCGAAGUUGUGUAUAAUAUACAUACAGAAAAAUUAAUGCUAA
Molecule: messenger RNA, 2671 nt
Organism: Osmia bicornis bicornis
Lineage: Eukaryota; Metazoa; Arthropoda; Insecta; Hymenoptera; Megachilidae
Gene: RhoGAP68F
Product: rho GTPase-activating protein 1
Exons: 10
Coding region: 294-1763 (489 amino acids)
Biological process (GO): small GTPase-mediated signal transduction; negative regulation of endocytic recycling
Cellular component (GO): cytoplasm
Molecular function (GO): GTPase activator activity
Source: RefSeq, a predicted model, not a curated record